Molecule: messenger RNA, 315 nt
Organism: Cetraspora pellucida
Lineage: Eukaryota; Fungi; Glomeromycota; Glomeromycetes; Diversisporales; Gigasporaceae
Source: the annotation of a GenBank genome assembly
AUGGAUAGUGUAAAUCAAGUGCAAGACUUUGUCUCUCAUCUUCAAACCCCAGUGGUCUUACAAAGAAUUUCAAAUAUGAAUAAUCUCAAUAAAAAUUUGAUCAAUCAAAUUUUACAGAGAGCGAAUAAAAGAAAAGUUUUUACUGCUUAUCAUUUACUUAAAUCUAAAGUUUAUGAAGAAGGACUUUUAAUAAAUAUAACUGAUGGAUUUAUAAUCGGUAAAUCUACUCAAAUAUUAUGGGGAAGUUUUACACCUGCCGAAAAAAGUACAUUUACUACUUAUGCAAGUCAAAUUCGGUCCAGGAUUACUAUCUGA